UGGACGGGCCAUGGAGCGGACAGCGGGCAGGGAGCUCGCCCUGGCGCCGCUGCAGGACUGGGGCGAGGAGACCGAGGACGGCGCGGUGUACAGCGUCUCCCUGCGCCGGCAGCUCAGUCAGCGCCUGAGCCCGGGGGAGGCGCCUGGGGGCGGCCAGCCCCGCACCGAGCUGGCCGACUCUUUCCUCCAUUACCGCACGAGCAAGGUGCGCGCGCUGCGGGCGGCGCGCCUGGAGCGGCUGGUCCACGAGCUGGUGUCUGGAGACCGCGAGCAGGACCCGGGCUUCGUGCCGGCCUUCCUGGCCACCCACCGGGCUUUCGUGCCCACUGGCCGCGUGCUGCACUUCCUGCUGCCGCCGCCGCCGCCGCCCCCACCUCCCGGGAUAGAAAUGAAGAAGACACAGGCACAAGAUCUGUGCUUCAACAAGAACCUGAGAGCUGUGGUGUCCCUGCUGGGCUCCUGGCUGCGGGACCACCCCCAGGACUUCCGGGAACCCCCAGCCUACUCCAACCUGGGCAGCGUCCAGGUCUUUCUGAGCUGGGCAGCCCCAGGGAGUCCCGAGGCCCGGGAAGCAGAGAAGCUUCGAGAAGAUUUUUUGGAGGAAGCCGAGGGGGAGCAGGAGGAAGAGGAGCAGCCCCAGAGGUGGGCAGGUUCGGGACUCCCCAGCCCAGACCCCACGGAGGACAGCGGGGCCGGGGAGGAGGGGCUCGUGUCGGAAGGUCCUGACCUGCUGGACUUCGGCGUGGACGAGGUGGCCGAACAGCUGACCCUUAUGGAUGUGGACCUCUUCCAGCGCGUGCGGCCCUUCGAGUGCCUGGGCUCCGUGUGGUCGCAGCGGGACCGGCCGGGGGCGGCAGGCGUCGCCCCCACUGUGCGCGCCACCGUGGCGCAGUUCAACCUGGUGACCGGCUGCGUGUUGGGCUCGGUGCUCGGGGCGCCGGGCCUGGCUGCCCCGCAGAGGGCGCGGCGCAUCGAGAAGUGGAUCCGCAUCGCACAGCGCUGCCGGGAGCUGCGUGACUUCUCGGCGCUGCGGGCCAUCCUGUCGGCGCUGCAGUCCAACCCCAUCUACCGGCUCAAGCGCAGCUGGGGCGCAGUGAGCAGGGAGCCCCUGUCCACGUUCCGGAAGCUCUCGCAGAUCUUCUCGGACGAGAACAACCACAUCAGCUGCAGGGAGAUUCUCUCCCAGGAGGAGGCUGCGCAGGGGCCCCUGGAGGACCCGGACCCGGGCAGCCUGAGCUUGAAGCCGCCCCCAGGCCCCGUCCCCUACCUCGGCACCUUCCUCACCGACCUGCUCAUGCUGGACACGGCCCUGCCGGACACCGUGGAGGGGGAUCUUAUCAACUUUGAGAAGAGGAGAAAGGAGUGGGAGAUCCUGGCUCGCAUCCAGCAGCUACAGAGGCGCUGUCGGAGCCACAGCCUGAGCCCACGGCCGCCCGUCCUGGCCGCCCUGCGUGCCCAGCGCCAGCUCAGCGAGGAGCAGAGCUACCGGAUCUCCCGCGUCAUCGAGCCCCCGGCCGCCUCCUGCCCCAGCUCCCCGCGUGGCAGGCGCCGCAUCAGCCUCACCAAGCGUCUCAGCGCGAAGCUGUCCCGAGAGAAAAGCUCAUCGCCUGGUGGGAGUCCCGGGGACCCCUCCUCACCCACGGCCAGUCGGUCACCAGGGUCCCCCCCAGCGAGCCCUGGAGUCAAGGACCCUCCUCCUGGCAGCCCCCCAGCCUCGCCAGGGCCCCAGGGCCCCAACACCAAGCCGCCCUGGAGCCCCGACCCGCCAGGCCCCCGUCCUCUGACCUCGGCCCUGAGCCCGGGGCAGCAGCGGGGCUCAGAAUCCUGUGUCAUCCGCGUCAGCAUGGACAACGACCACGGGAACCUGUACCGGAGCAUCUUGCUCACGAGCCAGGACAAAGCCCCCAGCGUGCUGCAGCGGGCCCUGCAGAAGCACAGUGCCCCCGAGGCCUGCGCCGGUGACUACCAGCUCUUCCAAGUCCUCCCUGGGGACAAGGAGCUCCUGAUUCCGGACAACGCCAAUGUCUUCUAUGCCAUGAGUCCAGCCUCCCCCGGGGACUUCGUGCUGCGGCGGAGAGAGGCGGCCCGGCACGCACCGUCCCUCUCCCCAGCCUGAGCCGGCCCCGACCUGGCGCUUGUCACCGUGGAGCCGGGGGAGGGUGGGGGGCUUCUCCUGGAACCGUGCUACCCACCCGUCCCUAGUAGAGGCCGGUGCUUGUGCCGUCGGCCUGGCAACACUGCCCCCUAGCGGCUGCAGCCCCUGAAUCACAGCUCUUAGCGCAGGGUCUUUAUCCCCGGAGGCGUCAGCCCCCAGGGUGGGUGACAGGAGAGAGGGCACAGUCCCAGAAACAGGGAAGGGGGCGUGGCUUCAGAGGCCCGCCCCCUGCCCAGAGCCGUGCACCUGUCGGAGACCCCGAGUGGACGAGAGCAGCCACCACAGCCACGGAGCAGGAGUCCGGGCUGUUCUCUUCGCAC
Lepus europaeus (European hare) is the source of this 2475-nucleotide messenger RNA. RefSeq names its product ral guanine nucleotide dissociation stimulator like 3 (gene RGL3). The record is from RefSeq and is a predicted model, not a curated record. Gene Ontology annotation, molecular function: guanyl-nucleotide exchange factor activity. NCBI's taxonomy places the organism in Eukaryota, Metazoa, Chordata, Mammalia, Lagomorpha, Leporidae. Gene Ontology annotation, biological process: Ras protein signal transduction; positive regulation of GTPase activity. Bases 11 to 2116 code for a protein of 701 amino acids. The transcript has 19 exons. Gene Ontology annotation, cellular component: plasma membrane.